AUGUGGGAGGAAAGCUUCGACACUGAAAAGGACUAUUCCCCCGUCUCGUGGAGCGAGUACUUUGAUAUGAUGGACGACGUGGUAGUGGGUUCAGCAGAAAGCAAGGACGUGUUUCGGGUGUAUAAGAGUGGACAGGAUGGACCGCUGCUGGUGCUGCUGCAUGGAGGAGGACAUUCAGCUCUGUCCUGGGCUGUUUUCACUGCAGCAAUGACAAGUAGGGUCACUUGUCGUGUUCUGGCCAUGGAUCUACGAGGGCACGGUGCUACUCAAGUCCGUCACGCAGACGAUCUCUCAACGCAGACCAUGUCCAGAGAUGUAGCCAAUGUGGUGAGAGCUACAUACGGGGAAGUCCCGCCUCCUAUUAUCCUGGUUGGUCACAGCAUGGGUGGAGCCAUCGCAGUACAUGCGGCCAGUGGAGGUGUGCUCCCCUCGGUGGUGGGCCUGGUCGUUAUUGAUGUAGUGGAGGGAAGUGCCAUGGAUGUGCUUCACAGCAUGCAGAACUUCCUGAAAGGUCGACCCCGGUCCUUCAAAUCUAUCGAUCACGCCAUCGAGUGGAGUGUUAAAAGUGGUCAAAUCAGAAACCUGGAAUCUGCCAAAGUCUCAAUGGUGGGACAAGUGAGGAGGUGUGAGGUUGAGGACGGGGACUCAACCGAGCAGGUGAGUCCAGCAACGGAGAGCGUCGCUGAGGGUCAUGAAGAGUUCUACGACCUGAACUACGUCACAGACAAAGCCGAGAACACCGCAUCAGAGCCAUCCAGCGUCUACAGCUGGAAGAUUGACCUGUCCAAAGCCGAGAAGUAUUGGGACGGCUGGUUCAGAGGAAUCUCCAACCUCUUCCUGGGCUGCAACGUUCCCAAACUUCUGCUGCUUGCAGGUAUUGAUCGACUGGACAGGGAUUUAACCAUCGGACAAAUGCAAGGUAAAUUUAUGAUGCAGGUGCUGCUCCCUUGUGGUCAUGCCGUUCAAGAGGACAUGCCAGACAAGGUGGCUGACGCUCUUGCUGGUUUCAUUACAAGACACAAGCUUGCAGAGACUCGAGGUGAAACCAAGAGCUCAUCAUCAUACCCCUUCAUGCGCUGAACUCCAGAGGACCUUGGAUCAAUAACGGCAACUCAAGACAGAAAACGACCCACAGCUGAACACCUCAUCGUUUUUAAAAAAUUAUUAUUAUAUAAGAAAAUCUUUCAGUUUUUUUUUGUGUUCCUUUUUGUGCCAGUCUUCACUGCUCCUGUUAUAGAUAUUAAUUUUCUUUGUUUUUGAGCUACAGGUGACGUUUGUAAAGGUAGUGAAAGUAGUGAUUUUCAUAACUCCCAAUAAACUGGAGCCAUGUGCUCAGUGUUCACCAGUAUACACAGAAUUUUGUGAUGAAAACCAGUGUGCACGAGUACAUGAUGAUACAGGUGUGGCUUGUUUAAGGCGUUUGAGUAUAUUGGUGGUGGACUGAUGGGUCAAAAAGAAAACCAAAACUGUCACCCUACACAGAGAGAACUUUUAAAUUCAGAUGGACUUUGAGAACCAACAACCUUAAAGCUCUGA
Messenger RNA from Trichomycterus rosablanca, 1536 nucleotides. RefSeq names its product protein phosphatase methylesterase 1-like. Gene Ontology annotation, molecular function: protein methylesterase activity. Lineage: Eukaryota; Metazoa; Chordata; Actinopteri; Siluriformes; Trichomycteridae. The transcript has 15 exons. The coding region runs from base 1 to 1080 and encodes 359 amino acids. The record is from RefSeq and is a predicted model, not a curated record. Gene Ontology annotation, biological process: protein demethylation.